AGGACGAAGAUAAAACAAAAUGGCGUUUGACGGAGACGUUAUUGUGUUUAUAGUAGUUCAGUGUUCCUAAUCAGUACGUACAUGGACACAUGCGUGUGGUUUAAUAGAGUAAAGGUUGUUAAUAAUUGUGUGUAUUUGGAUACAUUAGUCUGAGCGCACUUUGAAGCUCCUCCCGCUACCUUAGCUCGCUAGUUAGCUUAGCUUGUUAGCUGCUAACAAAGAGAGGCGGAGGUGAUCAAAACACAUCGCUAAGCAGUGAUCAAGUGUGAGUGUAAAGUGUUGUGAUUGUGUGAAAAUGUGCGAAAGAACGAUAGCAGAGUACGAGGAGGAACUUUGUCCAACAAAAGAGGAGAAGGAGCGACAACAUCAACUACUGGACGCUGUUUUCAAGAAACGUCAAGUUUUGUUACACAGAACAGACGUCCAGCAGCCGCCCCACAUUAAAGAGGAAGAGGAGGAAGUGUGGAUCACUCAGGAGGAAGAGUGUCUUCUAGGGCAGGAGGAGGCUGAUCUCACCAAGUUUCCACUGACUGUUGUCUCUGUGAAGACUGAAGAGCAUGAAGACAAACCACCUGAGUCCUCACAGCUUCAUCACAGUCCAAACGUCCAGCAGCUGGUUAGACUUCCUCAUUCACAGGGUGUCAACUCCAUUUUGAAGCAGGAGGAUCCACAGCCCCCCCACUAUAAAGAGGAAGAAGAGGAAGUGUGGAUCACUCAGGCAGGAGAGUGUCUUCUAGGGCAGGAGGAGGCUGAUCUCACCAAGUUUCCACUGACUGUUGUCUCUGUAAAGUCUGAAGACCAUGAAGACAAACCACCUGAGUCCUCACAGCUUCAUCACAGUCCAAGUAGGGAGAACAGAGCUGUGGAACCUUCAAGAAGCAGCUCACCACAACACAUGAUGGCAGAAGGUGAUGGAGACCACUGUGGAGGAUCACAAGCAGACAACCUCUUAGCUCCACUAUCAGAUAGUGACGACACAACGUCACCCGUUAAUGUAAAUAUGGAAUCGCAUACAAGAACACACACUGAAGAAAAACCCUUUUGUUGUUCAGUUUGCACAAAAGAGUUUAUUAAAAGCUCUCAUUUGACUCGACACAUGCGGACACACACAGGAGAAAAACCUUUCAGUUGUUCAAUUUGCGAUAAAAGAUUCUCCAUCAAAACUAACAUGCAAAUACACAUGAGAACACACACGGGAGAAAAACCUUUCAUUUGCCCAAACUGCGGCAAAAGAUUUUCUCAAAAUGGAGCGAUGCUGUCACAUAUGAGGACACACACAGGUGAAAAACCUUUCAGUUGUUCAGUUUGUGGUAAGAGAUUCUUUGACAAAAGUAAAAUGCAAACACACAUGAGAACGCACACGGUAGAAAAGCCUUUCAGUUGUUCAGUUUGCGCCAAAGGCUUUGUGAGAAACUCUGAUUUAACUCAACACAUGCGAACGCACACAGGAGAAAAACCUUUCAAUUGCUUGAACUGCAGCAAAACGUUCUCUCAAAAGGGAUCGUUGCUGUUACACAUGAGUACACACUCAGGAGAUAAACCUUUCAGUUGUUCGGUUUGCGGAAAAAGAUUCUCUAACAAAAAUAAUAUGCAAAAACACAUGAAAACACACACCGGAGAAACCCCCUAUAGUUGUUCCGUUUGUGCCAAAGGCUUUGUUAGAAACUUUAAUUUGACUCAACACAUGAGAAAACACACAGGAGAGAAACAAUUCAGUUGUUCAGUUUGUGGUAAAAGUUUCUCUGACAAGCAUAAUAUUCAGUCACACAUGAGAACGCACACGGGGGAAAAACCUAUCAGUUGCUCAGUGUGCGGUAAAAGAUUCUCUGACAAACGUAAUAUCCAGAGACACAUGAGAACGCACACGGGAGAAAAACCUUACAGUUGUUCGGUGUGUGGCAAAAGUUUAUCUAACAAACAGAACAUGCAAAAACACAUGGAAACACACAAACACAUCGCUAAGCAGAUAUCAAGUGUGAGUGUAAAGUGUUGUGAUUGUGUGAAAAUGUGCGAAAGAACGACAGCAGAGUACGAGGAGGAACUUUGUCCAACAAAAGAGGAGAAGGAGCGACAACAUCAACUACUGGACGCUGUUUUCAAGAAACAUCAAGUUGUGUUACACAGAACAGACGUCCAGCAGCUGACUGGACGUCAAGAAGGUCCCGCUCAGCCGCUGGGGAGAAGCUGCACUUUGAGGCAGGAGGAUCCACAACGCCCCCAUUUUAAAGAGGAAGACCAGGAACCAACUGCACAUAUCAAGGAGAAACAGGAGGAACCACAGUCCCCCCACAUUAAAGAGGAAGAGGAGGAAGUGUGGAUCACCCAGGAGGAAGAGUGUCUUGUAGGGCAGGAGGAGGCUGAUCUCAGCAAGUUUCCACUGACUGUUGUCUCUGUGAAGACUGAAGACCAUGAAGACAAACCACCUGAGUCCUCACAGCUUCAUCACAGUCCAAAAUUCCUGCAGCUGUUUGGUCGUCAAAAAGAGCUGUUUCCCAAGUCGCUGGAGGGGAGAUCCACUUUGAAGCAGGAGGAGCCGCAACCCCCCCACCUUAAAGAAGAAGAGGAGGAAUUGUGGCUCACUCGGGAGGGAGAUUGUCUUGUAGGGCAGGAGGAGGCUGAUCUCACCAAGUUUCCACUGACUAUUAUUUCUGUGAAGACUGAAGACCAUGAAGACAAACCACCUGAGUCCUCACAGCUUCUUCACAGUCCAAGUGAGGAGGACAGAGAUGUGGAAUCGUCCAGCAGCAGCUCAACUCAACACAUGACAACAGAAGCUGAUGGAGACCACUGUGGAGGAUCACAAGCAGACAAGCUCUUAGCUCCACUAUCAGAUAGUGACGACACUACGUCACCCGUUAAUGUAAAUAUGGAAUCACACUCCGGAGAAAAACCUUUUAGUUGUUCAGCAUGUGAUAAAAAAUUCUCCAACAAAAGUAAUAUGCAAAAACACAUGAGGACACACACAGGAGAAACUCCCUACAAUUGUACCGUUUGUGCGAAAGGCUUUGUUAUAAACGCUGACUUGACUCGACACAUGCGGACGCACACCGGAGAAAAACCUUUUAUUUGCUCAAACUGCGGCAAAAGGUUUUCCCAAAGUGGAACAUUGCUGUCACACAUGAGAACGCACACAGGAGAAAAACCCUUCACUUGCUCAAACUGUGGCAAACGUUUUUCUCAAAGCGGAACAUUGCUGUCACACAUGAAAACACACACUGGAGAAAAGAUUUUCAGUUGUUCAGUUUGUGAUAAAAGAUUCUCUGACAAACGCAAUAUGCAAACACACAUGCGCACGCACACGGGAGAAAAACCUUUCAGUUGUUCUGUGUGCGCGAAAGGCUUUGUGGUGAACUCUAAGUUGACUCUGCACAUGCGGACUCACACAGGAGAAAAACCUUUCAAUUGCUCAAACUGCGGCAAAACGUUCUCUCAACGGGGAACAAUGCUGUCACACAUGAGAACACACACGGGAGAAAAGCUUUUCAGUUGUUCAGUGUGCAGUAAAAGAUUCUCUAACAAACGCAAUAUGCAAACACAUAUUAGAUCACACACGGGAGAAAAACCUUUCAGUUGUUCAGUGUGUGGCAAAAGGUUCUCUAACAAAAAUGAUAUGCAAACACACAUGAGAACACACACAGGAGACGCUCCCUAUAGUUGUUCUGUUUGUUCAAAAGGUUUUGUUAGAACCUGUGACUUGAAUCGACACGUGCGGACACACACGGGAGAAAAGCCUUUCAAUUGCUCGGACUGUGGGAAAAAGUUCUCUCAAAGGGGAACAAUGCGGUCACACAUGAGAACGCACACGGGAGAAAAACCUUUCUGUUGUUCAGUGUGCGACGAAAGAUUCUCCAACAAAAGUAAUAUGCAAAGACACAUGAGAACACACAAUGGCGAAUAAAUGUUCGUUAUUCGAAGUCCUUCUUGGAUGAACUCUAAAGAGUCACUAAAGGUCUACUGCACGCCUUUUUCUUAAGUCCGGACUUUACCCCGAUCCAUAUUGCGAAGCAUGUUAGUCUGGACCCAGUUAGGACCCAGCCAGCCCACCUUAUUUUCUUUUAGGUACAGAUGGGAGAAGAAAUCAUUAGAUGGAUUUUAAUGUUGAAUACCUCUCACUAUUAUGUUAGAUCCACUAUGGACUGGACUUUCACAAUAUUAUGUCAGACUCACUCGACAUCCAUUGCUUUCAGUCGCCCCUAGGGGGGGUUACCCACAUAUGCGGUCCUCUCCAAGGUUUCUCAUAGUCAUUCACAUCGAAGUCCCACUGGGGUGAGUUUUCCUUGCCUGUAUGUGGGCUCUGUACCGAGGAUGUCGUUGUGGCUUGUGCAGCCCUUUGAGACACUUGUGAUUUGGGGCUAUAUAAAUAAACAUUGAUUGAUGAAUACAGUGAUUUUAGUUAUGAUUCACAGCGAUCCAUUAAAGAUAACUUAAAUAUUGGAAUGGGUUUGAGCCUUUACUUGUUAUAUUGCAUGCUGGAAGCCAAUGUACUUGGAAAAGUUUGGUGCUUUUAGUGUCAGAGCACUUCAUAC
Molecule: messenger RNA, 4526 nt
Organism: Entelurus aequoreus (snake pipefish)
Lineage: Eukaryota; Metazoa; Chordata; Actinopteri; Syngnathiformes; Syngnathidae
Product: zinc finger protein 568-like
Exons: 6
Coding region: 296-3898 (1200 amino acids)
Biological process (GO): regulation of transcription by RNA polymerase II
Molecular function (GO): DNA-binding transcription factor activity; RNA polymerase II cis-regulatory region sequence-specific DNA binding
Source: RefSeq, a predicted model, not a curated record